ACGCAACAGCAGAGGCAUAUCAGUUGAUUCAGAAUGGAUUUUUUUCACCCAGAGGACGAUGAGAGCUUAUCUUGCCCUAUUUGUCGUGAUGUAUUUAAAGACUCUAUUGUCUUGACAUGCAGCCAUAGCUUUUGUCAAGUCUGUAUCGAGCAAUGGUGGACAGCUAGUGAGGAGGAGCAGGGCAAGAAGUGUCCUAUUUGCAUAAGGUCUCCAUCGAGAAAAGAGCCAAUCCAAAACCUGGCCCUGAAGAACGCUGCGAAAGUCCUGGAGCGGUGGAAGGAGAAGAGAAAACCGAGUGAGGAGGAGAAAGAGGAGGUCUGUAGCUUGCACGGUGAGAAUCUACAGCUCUUCUGUCUUCGUGACUUUGAACCGGUGUGUUUGGUGUGCCGAGACGCCAAAGCCCAUGAGUACCAUCCCUUUAGACCCGUCACAGAGGCCGUUGAGAGCCUGCGAGUUAGCCUGGAGGAAGACCUGACGCAGUUGACAAACAAGUUAGACCGCUUUCAAAAGUUUCAAGAGAAUGGAGAGCUUUGUUUGCGUCAUAUUAAACGCCAGUCAGCACAUGCAAAGAAGAUUAUCCAGGAUGAGUUUAAGAACUUUCAUGAGUUUCUGAUGCAGGAAGAGGAGACUCGGAUCAAGGCUCUGAGGGAGGAAGAGGAGCAGAAGACUCAGAGGAUAAAGGACAAGAUGGAGGCUGUAAACAGAGAGAUAGAAGCUCUGACAAAAACCAUCAAAGCCACAGAAGAGCAGCUGGGAGACGCAGAUGUCUCCUUCCUGCUCAAAUACAAGGCUGCAGUGGCAAGAGUGCAGCGCUAUCCCUUGGUGGAGGAACCACAGGUCGGUCCAGGAGCUCUGAUAGACCAGGCCAAACAUCUGGGCAACCUGGCCUUCAAUAUCUGGAGCAGCAUGAAGACGAUGGUGCACUACUCUCCUGUCAUACUAGACCCCAACACUGCACACCCAGAACUGGUCCUGUCUGAUGAUCUGACCAGCUUUGCUCUGGGGGAGGAGCAGAAACUUCCAAAAAACCCAGAAAGAAUUCGGAUGGACAUUGAAAUAGUACGUGGUUCUGUCGGGUUGGACUCUGGAUCUCACAGCUGGGAUGUGUAUGUGGGGGAAUGCACAAACUGGGAACUUGGCGUGGUAACAGAGUCCGCCUACUGCAUCCUGGACUUUAAGGAAGUAAAGAAGGACAAUGGCUGGUGGUCUGUGUCGUACAAAGAUGGAGACUACACGACGUUCACCGCACACAAGAGGGAAGUGGCUCCUUUGAAGGUCCAAAUGUGCCCACACAGGAUCAGACUCCACCUCGAAUGUGACAAGCGCAAACUCACUUUUUACGACGCUGACAACAACAAAGUCAUUCACGCCUUUGUACAUAUUCACGAACAGAAACUUUUCCCAGUUUUUGUGAGCGGCAGGGAUGAGCAAAUGACGAUCUUGCCUAAAAAGAUUCUGGACAAGUUAUUUGAAUAGUGAACUUUGAAAAGCAAGAAAGGAAUAGGAUUAGCCACUGGGCAUUGUACAAAGAUCAUAUAGGACUAUUUUGCUGACCACUCCACCAUAUGUAAGUAUUAGAGUGUGGUCAGAAAGGAGUUAGUUGGUUCACAAUUUUGUUAAAAUGAAUCUAUAUUUUAAAAGGCAAUUCCUCACUGGGCAUUGAGUUACAUGCUGCACUCCAGAUGUGCUCAGAGGUCCGAGUUUUGGCGAUGGAUUUAUAAUAAGAUUUGGAGGAUGAACCCAAGAUGGCGUCGUAUUGUUUUCAGUGGCCUGUGCUCAUUGGUGCAUGUGACUAAAAAUAUUUUUUCUUCUGUAUUAUUUGCGUAAUAGGGGCUUCCUCCAUUCACUCGUGUGACGACAGAAACGGCCACAAUGAUCAGUUUUCAGUUUUGACCAAUCAGAGCGAUGGCGGCUAGAGCAAAGCAAGCGCAGGCUCAUGGUGGGGCUUGGCUAACUCUUACAAAGCUAACUUUUUGGCGCUUUGAGGAUUAUAUAUAAAGUUAUGUUACUGUCCCUGUGGUCUAUGGGAGAAUGCUUUCUGGGUCCAGUUUCUAUAGAGCAGACACUAAUCAAUCUCAGGUCACUCAUCGAGCUUGCAUCUGAAGCUAAUGUCAACAAAAACUCUCUCUCUCUCACUCUCAAACAUUGGUUUAUAAAUGUGCUUAAUUUGACUGAUGUGAGCACUUGUCUAGUAGACCUCCAUCAUCAGAGGUAUAAUACUCCCUACAACGGAAGCAAAGCCAGACUGGACGGCGCUAGACUGGAAUGGGCACUGAUGAACA
Periophthalmus magnuspinnatus is the source of this 2282-nucleotide messenger RNA. RefSeq names its product nuclear factor 7, brain-like. Gene Ontology annotation, molecular function: protein binding; zinc ion binding. The record is from RefSeq and is a predicted model, not a curated record. The coding region runs from base 34 to 1476 and encodes 480 amino acids. Lineage: Eukaryota; Metazoa; Chordata; Actinopteri; Gobiiformes; Gobiidae. The transcript has a single exon.